CAUCCAUCCCAUCUCAAACCUAACUCCCAUAUGAAACCGCUCCCCCACCACUUUCUCUACAGAGAUGCCGCCCCUCGAAAACGCGGCCUACACCAUCGGAUGGAUCUGUGCCCUCCCACUGGAAAUGGUCGCCGCGCGCAGCAUACUAGACACCAGCCACGGCAAGCCUGCUGAGCAGCACGCGCGAGAUGAUAAUAGCUAUUUCCUGGGUAGUGUUGGCGCGCACAAUGUGGUCAUCGCUUGCACGUCGUCCUACGGGACUGUCAAUGCUGCUGUCGUCGCGGCCAAGAUCCCCUUUAGUUUUCCGUCUGUGCGGUUCGGGUUGUUGGUGGGCAUUGGGGGCGGGGUUCCCAAGCUGACGUGCGAUAUUCGGCUGGGAGACGUGGUUGUUAGUCGCCCUUGUGGGACGUCGGGGGGUGUUGUAAGGUGGGAUUUGGGGAAGGCGCUGGUUGGGGGGGAGUUUCAGCGUACUGGGGUCUUGAGUAAGCCGCCUUUGGUGCUGUUGAAUGCAUUGGCUGCGCUGGAGGUCGAGUAUGAACUUGGACUGGGGCUAAUGGAUGAUUUAGGGCCGAGUAUGCAUACCAGGGGACAGACCAUGAUAAGCUCUAUCUACCGGACUACGCGCAUCCCGAGGGAGGAGAGACCUAAUAGAGAAACCCUUGAUCCCGUUGUGCACUACGGCAUCAUCGCGAGUGGAGAUCAGGUUAUCAAGGACGCGAGGAAGAGGGAUGAGAUUGCGCGCGAGAUUGGAGCGCUGUGUUUCGAGAUGGAGGCCGCCGGGCUGAUGGAUAAUUUCCCGUGUCUUGUUAUCCGGGGGAUAUGCGACUAUGCGGACUCGCAUAAGAACAAGCGCUGGCAGCGGUAUGCUGCUGUCGCUGCUGCUGCGUUUGCGAAAGAAUUGCUGGGUCAGAUUACGCCGCAGGCUGUGGACCAGACUCCGACGGUAGCGGAGGUGUUGAAAGAGGGUGCUCUAACUAACCGCAUCUCAGAGAAAACACGGUCUCGCAUUGUGAACUGGAUUCCUGCGAACGACUAUGGAUUCCGGUAUACUAAAGUUCUUAGCGAGCGUCAGGAAGGUACGGGAGGAUGGCUUCUAGAGUCGUCCGAGUUCCGUUCCUGGCUCUCAGAUGAGACGAAUAUGUUGUUCUGUCCAGGGAUUCGAGGCUCGGGGAAAACAGUCUUGACUGCAGUCACAUUUCUUUACUGUGACUACAAGAUGCGAGACCAGCAAGAUGUGCCCCAGCUACUGUCGUCUAUGCUGAAGCAACUGCUACAGCAGACGCCCGUGAUACCAGUUGAGGUCAAGUCGCUUUAUGAGCGCCAAUCAAUUCUGGACAUCAGUAUGGGCCUGCAGGAGGUCAAAGACGCUAUUUUGUGGACGCUCCAAGGGUAUGCCAGGACCUAUUUGGUGGUUGAUGCCCUGGAUGAGUGCGCCGAAGAUGUCCAAGUAGACCUGGUGAGUUGUAUCCGUGAGCUUCAAGAAAGCCGCCAGGUAAAGGCCUUAAUCACGUCGCGAGAUAUCAGGCGCAUUGUGCGACACUUUGAAGACGACACUAUCCUACCAAUUCACGCCCACACAGAAGAUGUAAAGAAGUAUGUGGAGGGAAAUAUGGCGCGUCUGCCGGCAUUUAUAGCCAGCAACAUUGAUCUUCAGGAGAUGGUCAAGACACAAAUUGUCCAACGAACAGAAGGGAUGUUCCUUCUGGCGCGCUUACAUCUAAUGUUGAUCAAGCAUCAAGUGUCGGAAAAGAAAGUCCGACUCGCCUUGAUGGAGCUUCCUCGCGGCGAGGGGGGCUUAGAAGAUGCUUACGGUAGUGUGAUGCAACGAAUAGAAAAUCAGCCCCUCGAAUACCGAAAGCUGGCACAGCGAGUUCUUUCCUGGAUUGUAUAUGCCGAGAGGAUUCUCAGUCCUUCCGAAUUGCGACAUGCUCUGGCUGUGGGGGAAGGAGCGGAGGACAUUGACGAGACCGACGCCCCUGACCUGGAUAUUAUGGUCUCUGUCUGUAUGGGUUUAGUUACCGUUGAUCUACCCAGCAACACAAUCCGUCUAAUCCAUGUCACUACACAGGAGUAUCUCCGAGGUGUCAGAGAACCCUGGAUGUGUUCUGCGUAUGAGGACAUGGCCGUGACAUGUAUUCGAUACCUGUCUCUGCAGCCUUUCAAGAGUGGCCCAUGUCAGAACAUCCAGGCCUUGCGGGCGAGACAAGCCGGCUACGUUUUUCUGAAAUAUGCCGGCGCUCACUGGGGACACCACGCACGCCCGGACGGCACUUCAUUGGGCAAUGAGAUUGAACAAUCAGGAUGCCGUGGAAGGGCUCUUGAGAGGCAAGGCUGA
This is a messenger RNA of Aspergillus caelatus, 2335 nucleotides long. Its product is annotated as nucleoside phosphorylase domain-containing protein. The coding region runs from base 65 to 2335 and encodes 756 amino acids. The transcript is spliced from 6 exons. NCBI's taxonomy places the organism in Eukaryota, Fungi, Ascomycota, Eurotiomycetes, Eurotiales, Aspergillaceae. The record is from RefSeq and is a predicted model, not a curated record. Gene Ontology annotation, molecular function: catalytic activity. Gene Ontology annotation, biological process: nucleoside metabolic process.